UCAAACUUCACAAUACCUACGGAAUACAAAUUUCCUCAAAGACAACCUUUGUGUGUGCACUCUAUUCAAGAGUACUUCUCUCCUUAAAAAAAAAAAAAAGACAUCCUAAGAGAGUCAUCAAUAAUCAUGGCUCUCUCACAUCCCAUGAUAAUUUUCUCUCUUUUUCUUACAUUUGUAGUCCUUUCUGUUGCUCAAUCCCCCAUGAUGGCCCCCACAAUGCCACCAUCCACCAUGUCAAUGCCACCAUCCACCAUGUCAAUGCCACCUACUACUCCCACCACCACUACUCCUCCACCAAUGUCUACCAUGUCACCGCCACCAACCGCCAUGUCAUCUCCUCCAAUGAGCAUAAUGGCACCAUCCAUGAGUCCAAUGGGCCCAUCCAUGAGCCCAAUGGACUCAUCACCACCAGCCCCUGCAGCCCCUGGUAUGGCACCCAUGGGGGGUAUGGUACCAGGGCCUGCACCAGGACCUAUGGAUGGUGGGGCAAUGGCUCCUCCACCUCCAUCUCGUGGAUUUGUUCAUGGAAGUAGCAUGGUCAUGGUAGCAAUUCUUGGGAGUGUAGCACUUCUAUUCUAAAUUGAAUUUGGUCAUUUAAUUUAAUUUGUGGUUCGGCCUUCCUGAUCCCGUGCAUAAUGAGAGUUUAGUGCACCAUGCUGUUUUUUUUUUUAUCAGUAUUGUUGUAGAUUACAAAUAAUUUACUUAUUUGUUGUACUAUUUUAUUUUCAAUUUCUUCUAGUGUUCUUUUUUCUUAUUUUGGUCCCAUUGUAUUGUUGAUUUUGUGUGGAAGGGUGAGAAUUUGAAGAGGUCUGAUUGGAGAUUUAUCAAAUGUUACAUGCUCUCUAUGUAACAUUUUGACAUUUUAGCUUAAUCAGAUAAUAUUCUCGCUUUCUUUCCAUUUAAAUUAAAUUUCUACUUCAUUGCAA
This is a messenger RNA of Capsicum annuum, 926 nucleotides long. Its product is annotated as pectinesterase inhibitor 10. Bases 127 to 579 code for a protein of 150 amino acids. NCBI's taxonomy places the organism in Eukaryota, Viridiplantae, Streptophyta, Magnoliopsida, Solanales, Solanaceae. The record is from RefSeq and is a predicted model, not a curated record. The transcript has a single exon.